This is a messenger RNA of Macrobrachium nipponense, 5825 nucleotides long. RefSeq lists its product as uncharacterized. The record is from RefSeq and is a predicted model, not a curated record. Gene Ontology annotation, cellular component: membrane. The transcript is spliced from 21 exons. Gene Ontology annotation, molecular function: serine-type endopeptidase activity; protein binding. Bases 682 to 5643 code for a protein of 1653 amino acids. NCBI's taxonomy places the organism in Eukaryota, Metazoa, Arthropoda, Malacostraca, Decapoda, Palaemonidae. Gene Ontology annotation, biological process: acrosome reaction; proteolysis.
ACUGUGCAAGUGACUGACUCUAGACUGGCCGGGAGGAGCGACUGCGACUCUGGCGCAAGGGGAGGGAGUUCGUCUUACGUGACGCUGCUGAUUGGACGAUAUUUGUUGUCGUCGAGUUGCGUCUGACGCUGCAUGUUUUUCAGUGCAUGUUGUCACCUCAGAGAGAGAGGGAGAGAAAUUGAAAGGACUCUCAAAGUUUACGUUGAUUUUGUAAAGGGAAAAAGAGAGAGAUAAAAAAAACUUAUUUUACACAAGCGGCCAAGGAAAAGGAACAGAGUCUGACAUUGGUGAUAUUCAUUGCUGCUUUUCUAGAAAGCGUUGUCACUCGAGAGAAAGAGAUAAAGGGAAAUAAAUUGAAAGGACCGCCAAGCUUACGAUGAAUUUUCGCGCGCUUCCCAGAAAAAGGAACAGGUUCGACGGUAUUUGUUGCCGUCGAUGAUGAUCGAGUGAAAGAGAACGAGAGAAAGGGAGAACCUGGAAGCGUAAGAUGUUUUUGCGUGUGAGUCGCAGAAGACCAAGAAGAAGAAGAAGAAGAGGAAGAAACCAACACGUGGUUGGACACGGUGACCUCUCCGCCAGGUUUCUGGGCAUUUUUGGUACCAAACCUGUUCUGCCAGCUGCUGGCAUACGGUGCCCCUAAGUAUUAGGAGAAAGGAGUUCGCGUUGACCGCAUCGCCAGAUAUGAUGACGCAUCAAGGUGUUAAUUACAAAGCUUUUCUCGCCUCCAUUAACAACAAGAGCAUCAAGGAGGAGAUCAAAUCCUUGAAGGACGAGAACGAAAACACUGCCGUCCUCGAGGGAGGCGAAGACCACGGAGACGGCCAGCCAUUGGUCCUCAACGAUGCUCUGAGCGCGUCCACUGAGAGACUCUCAGACAGCCAUAAAGAUGACAACAAAAAGAACGAAAGCCUGGUAAAUGGUCAGCUCAAGAAUCUGAAUUCCGGGAAACCUGCUCGGUUUAAAGUGGGAGGCGACGAUUCAGACGACAGCAUGCCUUGUGAAGAGAAGGAAGACAAAGAUGACCCAGGGGUGGUUAAUCCCACCUUCUUCACAGACGAUGAGGAUGACAUCUGCAGGGGCGACGAAUCCACUGCCUCCGUGUCCACCAGAUCAUCUCCCGACUUGUCGCCCUCUCACUCGCCAAGAUUAAGCUUUAAGUCAGUGUCAGAUAUGAGUGCCCCAGUCAGUCCUCGCCAUUCCCCGGUGAGCCACCGGUCAGGGAAUCUUAGCCACAGGAGUUCAGUGUCCUCUGUUCGGAAGGGCAUUCUUAAAAAGAGUGGCUCCUCUUCUACCAUCAACAUGGAGAUGGUGAACCUGGGCCUCCAACAGAAUGCUGCACUUAAUGCAGCGGCUAAUUCUGCGUCUGGUAUGAAUGGGUACCACAAAGCACGUUUUACUGACCCUUAUGAUGAGUGUUAUGUUCCUGUAGACACCCAUCGAUUUGUGAGUGCUCCUGACGAAUCUUCGGGUAUGACGCAAAAAUCUCUAGGUGGGCAUCGUGUCAAGUUUAUCCUGGAGACCGGCAAACCUGAUCAUGUUAAUGGCGAUUAUGAUGACAUCCGAAUAGAGAAAAUGGAAAGGGAAAGAAUUGAAAGAAUAGAAAGAGGGAAGAACUUGGAAGUGACCAAUAACAGUGGAGAUAAAGGUGGGAGAAAGUGCCUUCUAUUUUGUGCGGCUAUGUUGGUUCUCACGGCUUCAGUUAUCACUGCUGGUCUAUAUGGAUCGGGCAGGCUCGGAAUGAUAACAAGUUAUGGUAAAACAGGCAUCCCCAAGAAUGGGGGCGAUGGUUCCAAUGGUUUUGGAUCACAAGGGAAAGCAGAUAGCUUUAAAACUAUUUAUUAUGUUCCAAAUGCCUUAGAAGUCCGUUUCAAAAUUAAUAAUAGAAUGUAUAACGAUACGUUAAGUGAUAUCGAAUCUUCCGAAUACAAAAAUCUUUCUUCAGAUCUGGAGAAUAAAUUAUCGACUUUACUACUUGAACCACAUAAUGGCAAAGCGGAACUCUCAUUGAAAAUUAUAAAGUUUGAACCUGGAAGCAUCAUUUGUACCUUUAGAAUAGCCUGGACAUACUAUUCAGGGCUCUUUGGAGAAAAGUCACCACCUCUGAAUGUAACUGUAGUGCAGGACAAGCUUGAACAAACCUUGUCAAAGAAAGAUGAUCCUGCUUUUGAAGGUUAUGAUGUUCUUCCUGACUCUUUGCAAGUUUCUGCAUUGGCAGAUAAAUGUAAGAAUAAUGAGACAAAAUGCUCGCACAACUGUGUCUUCCGACAAAAAGGCAGUUUGAGAUUUGAAUGUUCAUGUCCUGACCAUCUGAUUCUAAGACAAGACAAAACUAAUUGUUACUCUCAUGCUGAGGAAGAAAAGAAGAAAGUAAACUUCAAGAAUGCUAUCAGUGACGUCUUGCGAUCUGAUGCUGUGCUUGUACAAAUCAAAACGGAAGUAAAAGAUGAAGAAAAAGAGGAAGUUGAACCUGCUAAACCUGAUGAAUCUAAAAAAACGGAAAAUGCUACUGCAACUAGUGCUACAGAUGCCGCACAACCAGGAAGUGGGGAUAUUGUUCAUUCUCAAGAGGGAGUAGGUAACACCACUCUCAUAACUGAAAGUGGUAUGGUUAAUGGAACACUGACUGGUUCAGAGCAGAUUACAUCCAAUGGUACAAAUAUAGUUAAUGGUACUGGUAUGGAUAUAAACAAUACAACAGACACAGUUCAGCUAAAUGCAACAAAUAAAGUCAUGAAUACAACAGGUACAGAAUUUAAUGUCACCAGUGUUGAUGGUCAUGUAACAAAUGAAACAUUGGCUAAUGGCACUGUUCAUAUGCAUCCAUUUACAAUAAAUGGAACAAUAGUUGCUGAACAUCCACUUCUAAAUUUGAGUGGCAAGUUUGAUGAAUUCUUUGUGUCACCAGGCACCCGUGGGGAGACACAAGAAAUAUUCACAAAUUCUUCAAAGGUGUUGCCUCCCCAAGAUCUUUCUGAUCUUAGGCCAGGAGGUUCCCCAGGUGAUGCACGUUUGCAAACACUGGAUGUACCUGAAGAAAACAUGGGUAUAUUUAAUGAAUCCCAUCAGACUAGUGAUAACAGUUCCUCCAUAGUAACUGACAUUAAUACACUUCAUGAUGAAGAUGGAAUGGGAAAUGCUUUCAACCAUACACAACAAGAAAAUACUACUCUUAAUGAAAGCUUUCCCUCAGUGCAGACCAACUUUUCCAGCCAGUCUCCUGUUGACACACAUACAACAACUACUACUCAACAAUCAACUGUAAAUACUAUGUCAGGAGAUCCAGAAGUAAAGGUUACCAAAGUGCCUAAUGAACAAAAUGAGGAAGAAACACAAGAAAUAACUAGAGUGGAGGAUAAAUCUCCACCUUUAGUUAGAACAACCAUACAAAGUACAACUCGGGAAACAACAAAUGGAGAACAAGAAAUUAAUUCCAAUAUUUCUGAGGGAGCUACACAAGAAAAUACCUCGGGUGAUACACAAACAAUAAGCCACAAUUCUGAUGAAAGCAGAGUUAAUGAUAAUAAUUCUGGUUUACCAAUAAGUAUAGAUACCAUUCUUGAUACUAGUUCUAAUCUAGGAAUGAUUGGAAUUACCUCAGAUUUAGGUAAUUCUACUUCCCACGAAAUAACUACAAAAGCAACUACAUCUGUCAUGGUACCAGCAGCCCCAGAACUUAAAGAUAAAACUUCUGUUCACACUCAAACUGAAGAUGAACACAUCAGUCAAUCUGAUAAGGGGAUUUUGACGACCACUCAGUCUCCGCAACUAAAAGUUAAUUGUACUGAAGAAAUGUUUGAAUGUGUGAAUGGCAAUAGUCCAGUGGGUUCCAGGAUCCCGUACACUGCUCGCUGCAACUCCAUCCCAGAUUGUUCUGAUGGAUCAGAUGAAUUAAACUGUAUUGAAAAUAAUUGUUUUGAUAACUUCAAGUGUAGAGACAAUGAGUGCAUUGAGAGGCAGUAUGUCUGUGAUGGAAUAGCUAAUUGCCGGGAUGGAGAGGAUGAAAUGAAUUGUGAGUCUUGGGAAUGCCGUGACUGUGAAUUCAAGUGCACAGGUCCAGAGCCUUCCCCUUGUAUUCCCUUGAGCCUUACUUGUGAUGGCCAGCCUGACUGCUUUGAUCACUCUGAUGAGGUCAACUGCUCUACUUCAUGUAAAACAGAAGAAUUCCAGUGUAAGGAGGGCUGGUGUAUUCCAAUAGCUAGAAAAUGUGAUGGUAUCCAGGACUGUUAUGGAGGAGAGGAUGAAAGUGAAUGUGAUUGUUUGUUAGAUCUUACUUCAUGUGCUAUGGGUGGAUGUGUACCAAAGUUCCAACUCUGUGAUGGAUUACGCAAUUGUGCAGAUGGUUCUGAUGAAUGGAAAUGUAUCAGAAUAGAGAAUGGUACAAAUCAGCUGGAAGUCAGUGUUAUGACCAAUGGAACAGGCAACCAAGUACCCUUUUCUAGCCCAGUUCUAAAGACAGCAACUGUUAUACGUGGUGAAAACCGAUGGGUAGGCGUAUGUGGAGAGGGAUGGACUUACGAAUGGAGUGAUUUAGCAUGCCAGCACUUAGGAUCUGUAACAACCUACAGCAUGCAAGUUACUCGUGUGUCAGAUGUUCCAAGGCAUAGGGUCAAGUUAGCAUCUACACAGAAGCCAUCAUCUAACACUCCCCUGCAAUUUACCCUGAAGAGUGAAUGUGAGAGUGAUAAACUAGUUCAGUUGACAUGUGAUCCUCCAGCAGCGUGUGGCUCGUGGCAAGACUUCACAAAUGUUGAAGCCAUGGAAGGUAUAACUCCAGCUGAACAUGUGUGGCCCUCUUUAGUAUUAGUAAGAGAUGUAAAUUCUAACAGCACAUGUACAGCUUCCAUUCUCACCCCCUACUGGGUGCUUGCUGCAUAUUCAUGUGUCUAUACCAAGAAAGAUGGUCUUAUCCCUGAUACUUGGGUUGUACAAACUGGAACUGCUGGUCAAGGUCAUAAUUACUUAGUGGCCAAUAUGAUUUCUUACCCUGGAAAGGUCAGAAGGGGAGGAAUUUGGAGUGGUGACGCUGUACUGCUACUUUUAGAGAAACCUCUGAAAUUAGAUGAAAAAACCCAGCCAAUCUGUAUUCCAGAUGCCCCACCUCCAACAGAUGGCAACUGUGUUGUUGCAGGAUGGAAUAGAAGUCGUGAUGGAACUAUUAGCCAGGAUCAGUUCAUUCAUUCAGUAGCAGUACCAACUUUAGAGGUUGAUGCAUGUAAUACCACUCAUUACCCAGGACGUCUAACCAAUGCUCAUACAUGCAUUGGCUUUACUCAGGCUCAAAACCCACCUUGUCAAGGUGAUGAAGGUACACCACUGAUGUGUAAAAGCAAGUCUGGGGUCUGGAGGAUUGAGGGUCUCUCCUCUCACCAUGGUCGAUGUGGCAGGUCCCAACACCCCUCUGUGUUUACUGCAUUACAUGCAUUGCAACCUUGGCUGAGCAAUACAAUAGGCCUACCUUCAUCUUAUGGUAUGCCAACAGAGACAACAAUACCAACUACUUCUACUACCACUACCAGUACAGCAACAACAGUGACUACAACAGCUACAGAAAAGCCUUCAUCCGCUACACUUCCUCCUCCUUCACUAAAUUCUGAAGACUUUGAUAGACCUCAAGUAUCCUCUCCUGGAAAUGCACCUUUAUAGCGCAAGCUUAAACCUUUAGAAAAUUUGUUGAAUGGUGCCAUACAUAUUAUAUGAAAGUGCUGCAAAAAUGUGCUAAAAGAUUUUACAAAAAGUAAGUUUUACACUUCACUUUUACUAACAUUUGCUGUGAUUUGUAUUGUGUCUAUGAGUACAUUAUAUAAUUAUAGAUACGUAUAUAUAUA